AUGAGGGCGGGAAGUGGUUCAAUUUCAAUUGUUCCAAGGUGGCUUGAAGUACUUCUAGCUUUGAAAUUCUUCAAUGCAUGUUCAAUUCAUGAAUUAGAGAAGAGGAAUGAAGAGAAUGUAUUUUGUUUGGAUUGUUGUGUUGGGUUAUGCAUCCAUUGCAUGCCUUCUCACAAAGGUCAUAAAAUUUUGCAGAUUAGAAGGUAUGUUUAUCAAGAUGUUUUAUGCUUGAAAGACGCUAACAAACUCUUAGAUUGCUCUUUUGUUCAAUCUUACACAACUAAUAGUUCUAAAGUGGUGUUCUUGCACCAAAGGCCCCGUUCAAGCCAAUUCAAGGGCUCAAACUACAAUUGCAUUCCAUGUCAUAGAAGUCUUCAACAUCCAAACAUUUUUUGCUCCAACUCAUGCAAGAGAAUUGGACUGAAAUUUGAUCCUAAUGCACUUCAAAUCUCAACCAAACAUCACCAAAUUUCAUAUUCGAAAUCCUCUCGACGUUCCGGUUCUUUUGAUAUAUCACCCACUCGAAAUGGAGCUCAUUUGCGGCAACCCGAAAAUUCAAGUUCGAAGCUUCAAGCUUUGUUCAUGGCAGUCAUGGAGGCGUUCAGUUCUUCUUCACGUUCCAGACAUCUUCUAAGCUCGAGUUCAGCUUCAAACAAUCAGCAACCAAGAAUUUAUUCAUCAAAUCCGGAAUUUGAAGACCCAGAUCUGAAAGCUUCAAGUCGAAACUCGACGUCCCUAAUGGAGUUUUUGUUUACUCGACGUCCCUCAUCAAAUCAUGUUUUCAAUAUCGACAAUGUCACAAAUCCUAUAUAA
This is a messenger RNA of Lycium barbarum (goji berry), 810 nucleotides long. RefSeq lists its product as uncharacterized. The record is from RefSeq and is a predicted model, not a curated record. The transcript is spliced from 5 exons. NCBI's taxonomy places the organism in Eukaryota, Viridiplantae, Streptophyta, Magnoliopsida, Solanales, Solanaceae. The coding region runs from base 1 to 810 and encodes 269 amino acids. Gene Ontology annotation, molecular function: zinc ion binding.